This is a messenger RNA of Scleropages formosus (Asian bonytongue), 2561 nucleotides long. It is a transcript of the gene snx30, whose product is annotated as sorting nexin family member 30. Gene Ontology annotation, molecular function: phosphatidylinositol binding. Lineage: Eukaryota; Metazoa; Chordata; Actinopteri; Osteoglossiformes; Osteoglossidae. The record is from RefSeq and is a predicted model, not a curated record. Gene Ontology annotation, cellular component: early endosome; phagophore assembly site. Gene Ontology annotation, biological process: piecemeal microautophagy of the nucleus; autophagy of mitochondrion; reticulophagy. The coding region runs from base 51 to 1355 and encodes 434 amino acids. The transcript has 9 exons.
ACAGAGAGAGAGAGAGAGACACUGUGUAGCGCUUUCCGCGGCUUUACACAAUGAGCGCUGGCAACGCGAAUUCGCUCACCUCCUCGGGACAGCAGUCCAUUGAGGAGGUGAGCCACCCGCUGUCAGCCGAGGAAUCCGUUCUGUCGAGCCCAGACACGGCCAACGCCGCCAUCAGCCUCGCGGAGAAGGACCUAAGUCUCCUAAAUGGUACUCCAGUGGAUACAUCUAGCCCAGCAUCAUCUUCCUCCCUUGUUAAUCGCCUUCAACUGGAUGAUGACCUUAAUGGAGAAACCCAUGACUUGUUUGUUUCUGUUGAUGAUCCCAAGAAGCAUGUUUCAACCAUGGAGACAUACAUCACAUACAGAGUCACUACAAAGACCACCAGAACAGAGUUUGACCUGCCAGAGUACUCCUUGCGGCGCAGAUACCAAGACUUUGACUGGCUUAGGAACAAGCUGGAGGAGAGUCAGCCGACACACCUCGUUCCUCCCCUCCCUGAGAAAUUUGUGAUGAAAGGUGUCGUGGAUAGAUUUUCAGAAGAGUUUGUAGAAACAAGACGAAAAGCUCUUGAUAAAUUUCUGAAAAGAGUAGCAGACCACCCUGUUCUGUCGUUCAAUGAGAAUUUCAAUGUCUUUCUCACAGCCAAGGACCUUAAUUCAUAUAAGAAGCAAGGACUGGCCUUGCUGACAAAAAUGAGUGAGUCUGUGAAGAAUGUCACAGGGGGGUACAAGCUAAGGAGUCGCCCACUGGAAUUUGCUGCCAUGUUGGACUACCUGGAUGUGUUUACACAAAAGCUGGGAACCAUUGACAGAAUAGCACAGAGAAUCAUUAAAGAACAGUCAGAAUACCUGAUGGAGUUGCGAGAUUAUGGACCUUUGUAUAGCAGUUGGGCAGCAUUUGAAGGAGAGCUGCAGAAGCCUUUGAAGAGUGUGUCAGAAUGUGUGACCAGCUGUGCCACCGCCCUGGAAGAACUCACUGAUGACAUGAGCGAGGACUUCCUCCCAGUGCUGCGAGAAUAUGUUCUCUACAUUGAGUCUAUGAAGAAUGUUCUGAAGAAGAGAGACCAAGUCCAGGCUGAAUACGAAGCAAAGCUGGAAGCUAUAGUUGUCCGGAAAGAAGAGAAGAUAGGGGUGCCCAUGGAUGUGGAAAAAUGCCAAGAUCGUAUGGAGUGCUUCAAUGCUGACCUGAAAGCUGACUGGGAACGCUGGCAGAACAACAAGAGACAAGACUUCAGACAGCUCCUCACAGGAAUGGCAGAGAAAAACAUCCAGUACUAUGAGAAGUGCCUUGCAGCCUGGGACACAAUCAUUCCAUUAUUGCAAAAGAAAGAGGAUAUGAAUGUGGACACAAACUGAGACUGGGACAAGUGCCUCGCUGCCUCUUCAUUCCUCUUCUUCACCUUUGCAUCCGCAAUAUGGGCAUGAAACACACGAUAGUUGUUUGUGUUGGAAAACUUCUGUUCUUUUGCUUAUGAAAUCAGACUGGUAAAACACUUUGAGUAUUUGUACAUCUUUUUAUGUGUUUAUACCAGUAAAACUAUGCACCUUCAGUUCUACCAUGUGCUUUAGCUCGAUAACUGAUCGCUUUGACCUUGAUACUCUGAGUGCGUUUGCCAACUACUCACUCCUACACAGAAGGCUGCAAAGGUUUGGAUUCAACUAAAACUAAUGUGAAGGAUUAAAAAGGUCACACCAAAAGUUUUUUUAACAUAAAUUGGAGCUUGUAACAGGUGAAAAUUAGCAUUUUGUAAAUAUUUUAGAGUUUGAAAAAAUUCCCACUUUUUGUUAUGUUUUCAGUGCAAAAAUUUGGGUAUAGUGUGUGCAAUAUUUCAUCCAAAACAAACAUGUCUAUGAUGGUAAUACAAGGCAAUACCUUUAGUUUCCUCUGUGCUGUAUUAAAUUUCCCAAAGAAGUAUUGUUUCCCACGACAUGAUUAGGAAGAACACGGUACAAACAUACACAUAUGAAGAUGAAGCAAUCGGGGAGACGUGUUGCCCUAGUGUUCAAACAAGCCUAAUUCUCAACCCCCACCACCAAUGGGACCAAAUUGACAUUUCCAUAAAAUCGAAGGUUUAAAGCAAAUCCUUUCAGGGCCAUGCUUUUCCUCUGACUAGGUGAAAGACAAAGAAAGUGUAAAAUAGAUGAAUAAACAGUGUCUACUAAGUAACUAAUAAACUAGCUGAAGUGCAGUUUUUUCUCCCUUUUAAAAGGGAGAUUUACAGUGAGCACAUAUUUAAAAUUGCUACAUAUACCUACUGUUUUGCGUAUUGUAUGUUUCUCUCGUAACAAGUGAGAUUUUAUUUCAUGUAGUUAUAAAAAUAUUGCUGAUUCAGAUUUUAGAUUCAAUAAUUAGUUCCGAAACAAAAUUAGAGGAGGUGCUCGAGAGACAACUGGUUAAUAAAACUUAUUGAAACCUCCCUCAAGCCACAUUAUCUAUUUUGCUUUUGAAAUUAAUAUUUGAUUUGACUAUCCGUACAUCACCAUCUAUUCAUGAGAAUAACUUUGUUUUAUAGUGCGUUGCAUUAUGUUAAAAUAUUUUCCCUACAUCUGUUGAAGGUGGUU